CAUUUAAUUGAGUAAACUUUUUCUUCACAAUGGAAUCGACCUGAGAAAGUGUAAACAAAAAAAGGGAAACAACUGGUGCGAACUCUCAUACUAUGGGAUAACCUGUACAACGAGCCAAUCACAUCUUGUUAUUUUUCUUCGAGAUUGUGUCAUGGGCGCGUCUAAUUGCAGAUAUUGUGUUUCACCCCAGUGUUGUGUUUUUGAUAUCUGAUAAUUAUCACCUAAUUUGAUCCCUUGAUUCAUGGUUCUUUAGAGAUGAAGGUGUUGCACGUGGUUAUAGUUCUUGUAUCAUGCGUUUUGGCAUCGAGUUCACCGAUCAUCCGAGUAAGAACUAUUAAUGGCCAGAAGAAAUCUUAUUGCUGUUACGGCGUUGUGAGACCCUUCGACAUGAUGGCAAAAGCUAAACAGGGUCUGCGAGCUUUGAAUCAGGUUGGAUUCAGCUUGAAACAGGUUCGCCAAGCGCUGGGCAUCCAGCAAGAAAAACUUGAGGGAAAACUGGAGAAGGCGGAGAAAAAAGCAGAAGACAUUAGUGCAAAGGCGCGAAAAGCACUGAGAGAAACAAUGGAAAUUUUGCAAGAUGCUAUCAAGAAGGCUUCCUCAAGAUUGGGCGAAAUGGCAGACGUUACUAAUGACUUGGGACAGCUCAGAAAAGACCUCGAGGAGACCAAAUCGCACGACAUGAUUAGCAAGAUACGAGAUCUGAUUGCCGAGAAUCCCGUGGGUGACGAGAAAGCCAAAGAUGAUGAAAAAACAAAGAAGGACUCUACGGAAAAUGACCAAGCGAAAAGUAAGAAACAGGAAAAAUCACUAAAACCAAAAGAUGACAUCCCAGCUGGACAUAGCGCAGAUGAAGAUGCCGUGGCUAGAAGUUUGGUGAAGCAAGAAAAAUACGAGAAUGACCAAGUGAAAUUUGCGAAAGAUGCUAUCGACGAAAAAUCACAAGAAAACAAGCGAGCUUUUGAAAAGACCAAAAAUUUCCUGCAUCUAGUUGAAAACGGGCUGCUUGAAUUUCAAAAUGGAUAUUAAAAGGAAGAAACUUGACUGCAGAAAAAGGGCAAACAUUUGCAGCAAACCUAAUGUAAAGUAGAAAUUUGAUUUAACUUGAUUGGGUAGACAGUAUGAAUAGAGGGAGAGAUCUGCAUUUUAAGUAACCGUAAAGCAGUUCAGUAAUUGAGAAAAACGUAGUUUUAAUCGGGAUCGAGACUAGCUAGUUCGUAUACUGUGAUCGUCGUGGCGAGGUUAGUUCUGAAAAGAAGUGUUGUCGGUGGCUGACGUUUCGACGACCUUAGCGGAAGUCAUCUUCAGAGUCAAGUGAAUAGUGUUUGUCAGUCGAUUGUGUUAUAUUAAGUCUGGUCCGUCUGUCCAUCUGGUCUGGCCCUAGUCUGGUCCAACUUUCAACGGGCCAGCGUUAUAACUCUAUCGACUGACAAACACUAUUCACUUGACUCCGAAUAUGACUUCCAGUCAGAAUGUCGAAAUGUCAGUCACCAACGACAGUUCUUCUUCAGAACUACCCUCACCCGGACGAUCACACUAUACAAACUACUGAUACUCCUGGGUUCAAACCAUUUACCAAUCGAGAGACUGUUAUAACGAAGAGUUGACACUCGGCUGAAACUUGACCCAGAGACCUUCAAAAACGUCCCCUUCAAAAGGCUUUACCUUAAAAUCAUGUCAAAUGCUGAAGAUACACACGGCUAUACCGUAUUGACAGAAGCUUUCCAUGAGGAACUGUCAACUUAACACGUGUAAAUAUAGAAAAAGGAAACAAGAAAACUCUGUAUAUACUGUGCAUCGGGUAAAUGUAACCAAUAAAACUAUCUCAAUUCUUGCUCUGAUUUCUAGAGUUACACGGACCUGUACGCUGUCAGCCAAUGGGAACAGAUAUCAUGAUUUUAUGAGUAAUAAAUUACAACAGAACUAGUC
This is a messenger RNA of Orbicella faveolata, 1926 nucleotides long. RefSeq lists its product as uncharacterized. The record is from RefSeq and is a predicted model, not a curated record. NCBI's taxonomy places the organism in Eukaryota, Metazoa, Cnidaria, Anthozoa, Scleractinia, Merulinidae.